AUGACCGUCACCACAACCACCACCAUCAACUGCCUCCGCCGAGCAGGACUGCGUUGUACCAGUACUACCAGCAGUAUCCAGGGCGGGAUUCGAGCCGUCUCGACACUCAGCAACAACCCACACAUCUAUGUCUUCAAAGACCCUUCGUCACAAUCCCACCUUCUAACCCUCCUCCCAACCGUCCCCCCAACACCCUCCCUAUCAAUCGGCAAAACCACCUCAAUCCCCCCCACUCCGUCCUCAUUCACCGAAAACCCACACUUCCUACCAAUCCUGCACUCCGUGAUCGCCGAAAACGCCCACCUCGACCCAGCAAUCCAAUCUCAAGCCGCAGUCAUGAUCUCGUCCUCAGGAACAUCACUAUUCCAAACGGCCAGACGACAACGGACGGGCUCCGCGGGCGCCAGCGACCAAGGCGGCCACGGUGGUGCCGGACGAGGAGGAUGGGUUCACGUCUCGGAUACGCGACAUGUUCCGGAUUUCGGCCGCAUUGCGGAACCAGAGGAUAUUUUUGGAUCUGUGGAAGUUGAUGGCGCGGGGAAAUUUGUCGAUGGACAUGGGAGAUAUCAGGCUUCGGGGACGUAUCGGAUUGUGACGAGGGAUGGGAUUUUGGGACUGACGGAUUUUAUGAGGGAGAGGGUGGUUAAGAGGCUGAAGGGGAUGGAGGAGGCGGAGAGGAAUGACACCAAAACCAAAAAAUGA
Molecule: messenger RNA, 702 nt
Organism: Exophiala dermatitidis NIH/UT8656
Lineage: Eukaryota; Fungi; Ascomycota; Eurotiomycetes; Chaetothyriales; Herpotrichiellaceae
Exons: 2
Coding region: 1-702 (233 amino acids)
Source: RefSeq, a predicted model, not a curated record